Orussus abietinus is the source of this 5230-nucleotide messenger RNA. RefSeq names its product ankycorbin. Gene Ontology annotation, molecular function: protein binding. NCBI's taxonomy places the organism in Eukaryota, Metazoa, Arthropoda, Insecta, Hymenoptera, Orussidae. The transcript has 12 exons. The record is from RefSeq and is a predicted model, not a curated record. The coding region runs from base 130 to 4680 and encodes 1516 amino acids.
CUCUCACCUUCGGGAAUUUCGAAAAUUUCACUUUCGGAAUUCCCCUUCGCUAUGGAGGGAGACCCGGAAUUCAGCAGGGCGCCUCACGAAAUGGAGCCCAACUAGGUGGGACCAGGGUCGGAGACGGGCAUGGACACUAAGACCCCGCCGAUACCGCAGAAACAUCACGAGAGACCCCAACCGAAGAGACAGGAACGCGUCGAUGUGUCCUUGCCACCCCUGACGCCGAUACCCAAUCAUCGGCAGAGAUCGAAGACCCCGGGAACUACCUGGUCCCGUGGUCCACCCCCGGUUACCCGGCCCCUGGAUCAGGAACGCGAAAGACCGUACAGGGUUUUGCACAUCGGGGCCACACCUUUGAUGCACGCCUGCCAGCAGGCAGACAGAGCUAGAGUUUUGAGGCUGCUGAAGGAACAACGGGAGACCAUCGGAUAUAGAGAUCGCACCCUGAGGAGUGCUCUGCAUUACUGCAUGGACGCGGGUACAGGGGGUGCCGUGGCGGCUGCGGCCCCGGAACUCGUCAACGCCCCUGAUGCCGAGGGGCACACGCCUCUUCAUCUCGCCGUCAUUGCUGGCGACACCCAACUGGUGGCGGUUCUUCUCGCCAACGGAGCAGACGUCAACGCCAAGGACCUCGAGGGUCACAGCGUACUGCACUGGGCCACAGUUUGCGGGGAAGCCGAGUGCGUCCGAUUGAUCCUAGCAUCGGGAGCUCGUCCAUCAACUCCUGAUUUACGAGGCGGUUCACCACUUCACUAUGCAGCCCAGUGUUGCGGAGCAGCUGCAACUGCCGAAUUGUCAGUUCCACGAAAAGUCGGUUUAAAGGUUUUGCAGACUCUGCUGGAGUUUGGAGCGGAUGUGAAUGCGAAAGACGAGGAUGGUCGUCAACCUAUCCUUUGGGCAGCCAGUGCCGGUAGCGCGGAGGCUGUGCUCGCUCUGGCCAGGGCUGGAGGUGCAGCCGCUGUUGGUGCUUCCGACAAAGAUGGCUUGACGGCUCUGCAUUGUGCAGCUUCCAGGGGCCAUGCAAGAUGCAUCGAAGCUCUAGUUAACUUCUGCGGAUCUCAACCUGAUCACGUAGAUGACAACGGAUGCUCGGCGCUGCACUAUGCUGCCACUUUGGGCCAUGCAGAUGCAACGGCCUUGCUUUUGAAAUUAGGCGCUGACCCUAAUCGGCAGGAUCGAAAGGGUAGAACACCAGCGCUAUGUGCAGCCGCGAAAGGACAAUUGGAGACCCUGAAAAUCCUUGCCCAACAUGGGGGAUCUUUACACGCAAGAACAGUGCGUGGUACAGGAGUUGCCCAUGAGGCUGUGGCAUCAGGGAGAAUAGAGUUAGUUAAAUGGUUGGCCAAAAAGCGUCCUGGUAUCCUGGACGUAGCGACUCAUGACGGCAGGACCCCUCUUCACGUAGCUGCUCUUCAUGGUUAUUUGGACAUGUGUAAAGUGCUGCUAGAUCACGGUGCCAGGAUCAACGCAGUCUUAAGGACUAGCAAAGGAGUCUUUAUGACGGCUUUGGAUGCCGCUCUGUUCAGAGGGCAUCGGGACUGUGCUAAAUUGAUACAAAUGCAUGGUGGUAGCACUGCUCAGCACCUACGAACACAGAAAACGGCGCCUAGUAAAGUUUUUGCGGCGAAAUUGCACAUGAAGAGAGUUGAGAGCAGCUCCGAGAGCGAAGGUAGUCCUAAGCAACAUCGUCGAGGUCUAGCUGAACCCGAGCUCUACUACGAGGAGAGAUGGAUUGAAAGAAGGAUCAGAAAGAGAGGAAGUACCAGAAAAGUAGCUAGAAGAGAUAGUAAAAGUUUUAGCGAAGAAGAAAUAAGACUGUCAAAAACCUCAAAAAGGAACCACGAAAGAAGAACUCGGAGCGAAUCCGCGCGGUACGAAAGCGGCGACGACAGCGAAGAAAAACCUAGACGAAGGAAAAGUAAAAAGAGGUCUACGAAAAGGAAGCACGAAUACAGUGAAUUUUCGAGUCCUUCGGAUGAUCAGAGAGACCAAAAUCGAGAGAAAAGAGGAAGCGAAAAAGAUGGAAAAGUAUCGAGUAGUGAUAUGAAAAAGGACGUUGAUGGAAAAGACGAGGAUGCGAUUGACAGUUUAAGCGAUGACAGCCUCGAGGUUGUCGUCGUUAAAAAAUCCUCUGAGAAGACUGAAAAAAUGGUUGCAGGGACGAAAUCGAAAACACCGAGGGGAAGCUUGAAAGAAGCAAGGAAAAGUUGUCGACGAGGAAAAUCGACGAAAAGAAAAGGAUCGAUCGAAGGAUCGGAUGAUGAUCUCAAGACUGAAGCGCCAGAUCUGGGGAAGAAAUCGAGUGGUCUUAACUCCAAAAUUCGAGAUGCGACAAGUAUGAAAGACAGGUUUCGGUACCAAAAGGACGUCACGGAUAGUACCAGUCAAGAGACUGUGGAAAGAGUGACGGUGACUGCCAUGGUUCACAGAGACCAGGCUCCUGACAGUCCAUCUUUGACAGCUAAGAGGUCCGUGGAAGAAAAUCAGACGCAAGCCCACGAAGAAGUAACACAUAAAACUGAAACGCCGACUAGACAAGAAGGAACGACACCAACGUCAGGAAGAACAUCGUUAUCGGAAAAAAUGCGAACACCUACGACUUCCAAUAAGAUUGAUGAAAUCCUUGAAAAGGCCGACGAGAUGCAUAAAGCUUUGAUAACGAAGGCGGCAGAUCUUAAGAAAGAAUUUGACGGUAAACGUAAUCGCACGAGUGACGGCUCCGGGGAGGAAGAAAAGGUUGACAAGGAAGAUGACCGGACCAAAAGUAGAGAAAUUGACAGUCUUGAAGAAUCCGAGUCGGAAAGUACUUCCGAGGAUUCGCAAAUGGGAUAUUCAAGAUUACACAGUAGAACAGACGAGCGUUCCAGCGAGAAAACCGAACAAGAUUCAUUGAAAGAAGCGACAGACAAAGACAGUAUAAAAACAUCGAAGGAAGAUGAAGGGCAGAAAAGUGAAACACCUCACUCAGAGUCGACUGAAGCUGAACAGCCAUCAAAAGAACAUAAACAAGAGAUACAGAGAGAAGGGGUUGAUACUCCACGAACUGCAGUAGAAGACGUUGUACCAUCGGAUCCUGAAGAAGAAGUAAAAGAAGAAGCAAAGAGUGUAAAGGUCAGAACGAUUUCUUUCGAAGACGAAAAGGAAAAAUCAGAAUUACGUACAAAAGAGAUCUUAGGGACGUCUCCUGACAACUCAUCCCCGAAAAUUCUUGACGAAGAUACGAAAGAUGAAUCAAAAAGUAUAGGCAAAUCAAAAGAUAAAGAGGAAUCCGUUGCUUCCGCCAGAACAUCGAAAGCAUCCGGAGCGAAGAUUGAAAUUGAAUCUAAAGAACCUGAGGGAGGCAAAAUUGGCAGUAAAAUGGAAAAAACCGAAGAUCUUAAAGAAAUUAAAAAAUCCGCCCUGAAAACUGAAUCCGACACUAGAAAAAAUGGUAAAGAAAUUCCAGAAGAAAGUAAAUCAAUACCAGGCACCGAAAACUUUCCAUAUAUAGACGAAAGUAUCCCAAGCUCGCCGAAAUCUGCAAAACCGAGUGGACGUGCGAGACCAACUACUGGAAAACACAAAACUGCCGGAAAAUCGUCUUUAAAGGCUCACAAAAUUGAUCGUUCCCCGGAUCGAAAAGCUAUCGUGGCGGUCAUUGAUAGCCCGGAAUGGGAGGACGACGAUGACGAAGUUAGCAAGGAAAUACAGAAAGUCAUCGACGAAGACGUCGAACGUGAUUCAGAACCCGAAGAUAAUGAAAUGGGAAUAAUAAGAGUAUUGCCAAGCACUAGUGAAGAGGAAACACCUCGCACAGGAGUCGAAUUCUCCAGGACUUCCGGAAUAGAAUCUCUCCCUCAGGUACAUGCAAGACCACGGGCUAGACUGCUUGGUGCCCAAAGUCCUCGUAACGAUCGCCAUAGAAUAAGAGGAAAACAACGAAGAGACAGUGGUGGCAGAGAUAGCGGAAUCGAGCCAAGUCCAAGAAUCUCCAGGAUACCAAGGAGAACUCCUAAAUGUUGCCCUAUCACGGAAAGACAGCAAGCUCUGAACAUGGAUAAUGUCACUAGGGACGUGCAAGUUAGUCUAAGACGCUAUCAUCUAGAAAGGAAGAUCUUCUUUCAGCUGAUGGAGCUGAAGAGACUGCAAAUUCGCCACGGCAGGGCCAAUGAACAAGUUCUGGUGAAAAGACAGGUAGACGUUUUCCAUAAAGCCGGUACAGCCGGUCCCAUGUUGGGUGUCACCAAGUACGACCAACCGUACACCUUCCGACACUUCGAAACCUUUUUAUAUGAACAAUUAAGACGUCUUCAGCGACGACCAGCGACCCCUGACUGGUGCACCGAGGCCAAACAAUGCACUCAAAAGACUCAUCGGUGCCAUCAUGCUACCAGUGCUUAUACGGCAGUACCAGUCUAUACCUACCGUAGGUUGUCAGAAUCUUUUCGUAUUAUAAUUGCAGUUGGUGGAGGCGCCCCAGAACGAGCAGGUCGUCUUCCGAAGAUAGAGAGUCGGGGUCGGGGGCAAAUGACGGUCGAGGUAACACACGGUGAAGAAAAACAGGUGAUCGCACUUCCUGCCGAGAGGCUGGACCGGACCAAGCGAUAUUUCGUGACAUUCACAGUUCGAGGCGAAGCUCAAGAUUCCGACAAGCCCAAAUCCACUUUCGACGCACAAAGAAACGCAAAGAGUGUCUAGAAACUAUCCUUUUAAGGAUAGUUUCACCUGUGGUUUUGUAUCACGUAAUCAAACCCGAAAUUAAAAACACGAUACCAAAUGUGUCUUCAAGAAAGGAAGUAAAAAGUCGUAUAAAAAGUUAGGAUAUAUCUUGUUUCCGCACAACGGAUCGCUCUGCUCCCUGAGGAACUAAAACUGCCGAUUAAAGAAAUUCGAUAAAAAAAAAAAAGAGAAAAACCAAAGUGCGCCUUUGUAAGUCGUUCGCCAUUCGCUGUAACCCACGACUGCGUUACCUUAAAAGCGGCAGAAGGAAUAACGAAACGCGUGAACGGAGUCGAUGCCCUUGCAGCAAUGUAAGACUCGACAAUUGCCGAGGAACCACUAGUUAGCUAAGUAAUUGUGAUAUAUACGUGUAUGUACAUCCCCGUCGCUUAGUAACCUUGAACCGAAUCCGAGCACGCGUCAUUGCGACCGCCACCGAAAGCCUUGCAGUGUAAAAAGAAGCGUCGCAAAUGCACGUGCAAUGGAGGGUUCGCCGAUGUAACUCCGUAAUAAAGAAACAAUCGAUAAA